AUGGGUGUCGGCGGCGUCAUCCUCCGCUUUGCGAAUCUCGCUAUUCGCAUCCUCCAGUUUCUCGAUGCCGCAGUCAUUCUCGGCAUUUUCUCAUACUUUCUCGCCGUUCUCGCUCGGCAUGAUCAGACGAUCCCCCAGUGGAUGAAGGCUGUUGAAGGUCUGUCAGGUGCAGCAACCCUGUAUGGCAUCCUAGGCAUCCUGUUUACCUGCUGCCUCGGCGGAGUGACUUUCUUCGCUGCUAUCGCCGUCAUCCUCGACGUAUGCUUUGUCGGGGCCAUGAUUGCUAUCGCCAUCAUGACUCGCAAAGGCACCCAGAGCUGCUCUGGCAACGUCGACACUCCGUUAGGCUCAGGCGCUAGCAAUGUCGACGACCCUAACACCCACGUGCGGCUCGGCUAUGCCUGCGUGCUGGAGAAGGCUUCCUUUGCUGUCGCUAUUAUCGGAAUCUUCUUCUUCUUGAUCUCCAUCGUCCUCCAAGUCCUCCUCGCCCGCCACCACAAGCGCGAGAAGCGCUUCGGCCCCUCGCCCGCCAACGGGUAUACGUAUGGCACCGGCACCAAGCGUCGGGGCUUCUUCUGGCGUCGCAACAAGAACAACCCGGAAACUGCCAGUGCGGACGAUAUGCUUCCCAACCACCCGACUCCUCGCGAUGUCGAGCUGGGAACCUCGCCGACGGAGAAGACCAGCGGGGCGGGCGAUCUGUUCACGCGCAACAAGCAUACCGCGCCGGAGCCUGCAGCUGCUCCGGGCUACGGCUACGGGAACUCUGCUUAUUCAGCCAAUUACUAG
Aspergillus saccharolyticus JOP 1030-1 is the source of this 789-nucleotide messenger RNA. RefSeq lists its product as uncharacterized. Bases 1 to 789 code for a protein of 262 amino acids. The transcript has 2 exons. NCBI's taxonomy places the organism in Eukaryota, Fungi, Ascomycota, Eurotiomycetes, Eurotiales, Aspergillaceae. The record is from RefSeq and is a predicted model, not a curated record.